This is a messenger RNA of Zingiber officinale, 660 nucleotides long. RefSeq names its product cell division protein FtsY homolog, chloroplastic-like. Gene Ontology annotation, molecular function: GTPase activity; signal recognition particle binding; GTP binding. The transcript has 5 exons. Lineage: Eukaryota; Viridiplantae; Streptophyta; Magnoliopsida; Zingiberales; Zingiberaceae. The record is from RefSeq and is a predicted model, not a curated record. Gene Ontology annotation, cellular component: membrane. Gene Ontology annotation, biological process: SRP-dependent cotranslational protein targeting to membrane. The annotation marks the transcript as partial.
ACCUCCUCCUCGCGGCCUCUACUUUCAGCCAUCUUCACCGCCUCCUCCUCGUCGAGGAGGAAGAGUAGCGGCAGAAGGUGCGCCGCCGGACAAACCGGGUUCUUCACCCGGCUAGGUCGCCUCAUCAAGGAGAAGGCCAAGAGCGAUGUUGAUAAGCUCUUCUCCGGAUUCUCCAAGACGCGUGAGAGUCUCUCCGUUGUGGAUGAGCUCCUCCUCUACUGGAACCUCGCCGACACCGACCGAGUUCUGGAUGAGCUCAAAGAGGCACUUUUAGUGUCUGAUUUUGGCCCAAAAAUUUCGUUCAAGAUCGUGGACAGCCUUCGGGAAGAUAUACUAGCGGGGAAGCUGAAGUCUAGAAGUGAGAUAAAGGAGGCUUUGAAGACGAGCGUGCUCCAGUUGUUGACAAGCAAGGGCAGUAAGACAGAGCUUCAGCUGGGAUUUAGAAAACCUGCAGUGAUUAUGAUUGUUGGUGUUAAUGGAGGGGGAAAGACAACGUCUCUUGGUAAUCAUUUUGAUCUUGUAUGUUCACUUGCACAUUUUCCGUUUAUGCUUUCACCUUAAAGAAAGUAGCGGAGUGUAUUCUUUUCAUCCUUAGGCUAGGUACUUUACCCAAGUUACUCAGGUUUAUUUUUUGUGUAGGAUUUACUUGUAAGAUGUAAC